AAAACGUGAUGACAUCACGCACCAAGUGACUACGCUCGCAAAUGGUGCAGGAGCCAGCUGGUCUGUGUGUGCUGCUUGCCAAUACGAAUUGUCAUGUUUGUGUACCGUCAAAUUAGUGUAUUAGUCGUGCAUUUGUCUGAAGGGACGAGGCAGCGUGCGUUCAGUUGCAACUCGGUGGAUGUGUUUAUCUCAUUUUGUGCCCCGCGAGUACACGACUGACCGGUAGGCCUGCGGAGAUCGAUCCAACUAUCGAUACUACACAGGAUGAUCUACAUCAUCAUGGGAGUGUCAGGCUGUGGCAAAAGCUCUUUGGGGGCCUUCCUAUCAGAAAAGCUGGGGUGGCCUCUGCAUGAAGGAGACAGCUUCCACCCUGAGGAGAAUGUGGCCAAGAUGGCUCGUGGAGAGCCACUCACAGAUCAGGAUAGAUUUCCUUGGCUUCUGAGACUGCAUGACGUCAUUGAAAGAGAACGAUGUUCCAGCUCUGAUGCACUUGUGACCUGCUCUGCCCUCAAACGCCUCUACAGACUCAUCCUCCUCCACGGUUCCAAAGCCCUUCCCUCCUCCACCUCCUCCCCUCCACUCCCCCAUUCCCAUGUCGGUGUCUUCUUUCUCUUCUUGCACGGAGACUACGAGGUCAUUCAACGGAGGAUGGUAGACCGCAGCGGACACUUCAUGAAGGCAGACCUUCUACAUUCACAGUUUGAAAUCUUGGAGCACCCCGUGGAAGAUCAAAAGGAGAACGUUGUAUGUCUGGAUGUAAGCAGGAGCAUCCCUGACAUGGCCGUGGAGGUGGAGAAACACCUCAUCAGCCUCAAGUCUCCAAAGAAGAACCAUCAAAAUGGAUCUCAGUUCCAUUGAUGUGACUGGUUUCUAAUGUUGUGACUCGUGUUCAAAUCUCAUUCAACGGGGGGGGGGGAAUAUUUCCACUUGUAUCUCUCCCACCAACACACUGGAUACACACGCAAAACACUGACGUUCAUGCAGCAUACACACUACCAGUGGAUUACAUGCGCACAUGAUGUGAUAUUUAAAAUUAUUAUUUCUUUGGGGCUUCCGUUAAGUGUAAUUGGGGAUGUAAACUAAAUGACUUUUCUAUUUUUGGAUUAAACAAAAAACGUAUAAA
Syngnathus acus (greater pipefish) is the source of this 1123-nucleotide messenger RNA. RefSeq names its product probable gluconokinase. Gene Ontology annotation, molecular function: gluconokinase activity. The transcript is spliced from 7 exons. Gene Ontology annotation, cellular component: cytoplasm. NCBI's taxonomy places the organism in Eukaryota, Metazoa, Chordata, Actinopteri, Syngnathiformes, Syngnathidae. The record is from RefSeq and is a predicted model, not a curated record. Bases 265 to 858 code for a protein of 197 amino acids.